Messenger RNA from Prunus persica (peach), 3861 nucleotides. Its product is annotated as probable leucine-rich repeat receptor-like protein kinase At5g49770. The record is from RefSeq and is a predicted model, not a curated record. The transcript is spliced from 19 exons. Gene Ontology annotation, molecular function: protein kinase activity; protein binding; ATP binding. Bases 687 to 3572 code for a protein of 961 amino acids. Gene Ontology annotation, biological process: protein phosphorylation. NCBI's taxonomy places the organism in Eukaryota, Viridiplantae, Streptophyta, Magnoliopsida, Rosales, Rosaceae.
AGAUGCUAGCUUUGCUCAUGAGAGAGUUGUUUCUGCUUAACUGUGUUUGUUUUAUGUGACUUGUCCUCUGAAAAUGCGCGGGCGGGCGGAGGAAACGGUAAAACCUCCACAUUUUUUAUUUGUUUUUUUGCUGCAAUAAGAUGAUUUUGAUAGAGGAAAGAUGAUGAUGUUUUUUUGGACUUUGUGUGAUGAUUUCGGUUGGUGGGUUUUUUUGCUAGUGGAAGGUGCUUAUUGUUAAGGCCAAAGGUUGGCUUCUAAGACAAGGCUUAAUCAUUUAAAAGAAGCUCAAAGGGGCCAACCCAAAUCUUUUUCUGUUCUCUCUCUCUAUCUCUCUAUCUCUCUCUGUGUGCCUGCAAGUAUUUUUUGAAGACAGUUGAAAAAACCCGACUCACCAAAUCAAGCUUUCAAAGCAAAACUUGUUCUGAAUUGGUGGGAACAUGUACAUGCGCAUGUACAUACAUGCAUGCAUGCUGUCAAGGACUCAUUAAAUAAAAAUCUUAAAGUGGUGUAGUUGGUAGAGUGGAAGGAAUUGAAUUGAAGGGUGUGUCUGUGUGGAGGGUAGUCUUUGGAAGUGCUUUUUUGACCAUCUGGGGUAAAUAGAAAUGUGCUUUUUUUGACCUCUGCUUACUAGCUGAUCAGCCUCGCAGAGGCACCAGUUUUCUUGAUUUGCUUGCUCCUUCACCACCAUGGCAACCAUGCGGUUGCUGCUCUUUCUGGCUUUCUGCUCUGCUGGGAUUCAUAUGAUCUUUUCUGAAACAGACCCCGGUGAUGCUGCUGUUUUCAUAUCCUUGAAGGGGGCAUGGACGAAUCUUCCACCCAGCUGGAAGUCAAAUGAUCCCUGUGGAAUGAGCUGGGAAGGAGUCACCUGCAACAAUUCGAGGGUGACCGCAUUGGGAUUAUCAGCAAUGGACUUGAAAGGACAUAUUGAAGGCGAUAUCGGGGGACUCUCUGAAUUAAGAUCCUUGGACCUUUCAUUCAACAAAGGCCUCACGGGUUCUCUGUCUCCACGAUUAGGAGAUCUGAGCAAGUUAAAUAUCCUGAUCCUAGCUGGCUGCGGCUUCAGUGGCAAUAUUCCAGAUGAAUUGGGCAAUCUUGGAGAGCUAACUUUCUUGGCUCUGAAUACGAAUAACUUUACUGGUAAAAUACCUCCUUCUUUGGGUAAACUCUCCAAACUUUUCUGGUUGGACCUGGCAGACAAUCAGUUGACUGGAACUCUACCAAUUUCAACCCCCGUUACCUCGGGCUUAGACAAACUAUUGAAGGCUAAACAUUUCCAUUUCAACAAGAACCAGCUUUCAGGUACCAUUCCACCCAGACUUUUCAGCUCUGAGAUGAUACUGAUACACAUUUUGUUUGAUGAUAAUCAAUUUACUGGGGAUAUUCCAUCAACCAUAGCACUCGUUCAGACUCUUGAGGUUCUUCGGCUUGAUAGAAAUGAUCUGACAGGAAAUGUCCCCUCAAAUAUCAGCAACCUAACAAAUGUCAAUGAACUAAAUUUGGCCCACAACAAUUUGUCAGGCCCUCUACCGGACUUAACUGGAAUGAUUUCCCUCAAUUAUGUAGACCUGAGUAACAACUCAUUUGACCCAUCAGAAGCUCCACUUUGGUUCUCGAACUUACCCUCAAUCACCACUAUCGUUUUAGAAUUUGGAGCACUUGAAGGGACUGUGCCAGAAAAGAUGUUCGGCAUCGCAUCAUUGCAGCAAGUGAAACUGAAAAACAAUGCGUUUAACGAUACAUUGAACUUGGGUGAUAGCAUCAGUCCACAACUGCAGCUUGUUGAUCUGCAGAACAAUCAGAUUCCUAAAAUAACUCUGGGUUAUGAAUACAAACAUACAUUAAUACUUGUAGGGAACCCAGUUUGCACCAAUGGAACUAGCUCAAAUUCAUUCUGUCAGCUUCCGCAACAAGAUACAGAAACGUAUACUACUAGCUCAAAUUGUGCACGCAUUACAUGCCCCGAUAAUCAGAAGCUCAGCCCUCAGAGUUGUCAAUGUGCAUAUCCUUUUGAAGGAACAUUGUAUUUCAGAGCACCCUCUUUCAGGGAAUUGUCAAAUGUGAAUACGUUUCACUCACUAGAAAUGAGUCUAUGGGAUAAACUUGGCCUCACUCCUGGUUCCGUUUCUCUUGAAAACCCUUUCUUUGACAUUAAUGACUAUCUUCAAAUUCAUCUGGCACUCUUUCCACCUACAGGAAUAUAUUUUAAUAGGUCAGAGAUUAUAAGGAUUGGUUUUGAUUUGAGCAACCAAACUUACAAGCCACCGGAGGAGUUUGGACCCUAUUAUUUUAUUCCAGCUCCUUAUACUUUCCCAGGUGGGAAUAAGAGUUCUAUGGGCACUGGUGUUAUUAUUGGGAUAUCAGUUAGUUGCGUAGUUCUUGUAAUGGGCCUCGUGGUAGUAGGAAUAUAUGCCAUCAGGCAAAAGAAACGUGCAGAAAGAGCCAUUGGAUUAAGCCGACCUUUUGCUUCUUGGGCACCAAGCGGAAAAGAUAGUGGUGGUGCACCACAGUUAAAGGGAGCAAGAUGGUUUUCUUAUGAUGAACUUAAGAAGUGCACAAAUAAUUUCUCUGACAGUAAUGAGAUAGGAUCUGGCGGAUAUGGGAAGGUUUACAGGGGAAUGAUUUCUGAUGGACAAGUGGUGGCCAUCAAAAGAGCUCAGCAAGGAUCAAUGCAGGGUGGCCUUGAGUUCAAGACUGAAAUCGAGUUGCUCUCGCGAGUUCAUCACAAAAAUGUUGUUGGCCUUUUGGGAUUUUGUUUUGAACAAGGAGAACAGAUGCUGGUUUAUGAGUUUAUGCCUAAUGGAACACUCAGGGAAAGCUUGUCAGGGAGAUCUGGUAUUCAUCUUGAUUGGAAGAGGAGACUCCGCAUCACUCUUGGCUCGGCAAGAGGACUAGCUUACCUACAUGAGCUUGCAAAUCCUCCUAUAAUUCACAGAGAUGUCAAGUCCACCAACAUUCUAUUAGACGAACAUUUAACCGCCAAGGUUGCAGAUUUUGGCUUGUCCAAGCUGGUAGCUGACGGUGGAAAAGGGCAUGUCUCAACUCAGGUCAAAGGCACACUGGGAUAUCUUGAUCCUGAAUACUACAUGACUCAACAGUUAACUGAGAAGAGUGAUGUAUACAGCUUUGGAGUGGUGAUGCUUGAAUUGAUAACGGCUAGGCAGCCUAUUGAGAAGGGAAAAUACAUCGUCCGUGAGGUACGAUUGAUGAUGGACAAGAAUGAUGAAGAACACUAUGGUUUGAGGGAGUUAAUGGAUCGAAGCAUUCGAAACUCUGGAACCCUUAUUGGGUUUGGGAGAUUCCUGGAGCUGGCCCUGCAAUGCGUUGAAGAAUCAGCUGCAGACCGCCCCACAAUGAGUGAGCUUGUGAAGGCUAUUGAAACCAUUCUGCAGAAUGAUGGCAUGAACACAAACUCAACAUCCGCAUCUUCAUCAGCCACAGAAUUUGCAGCAUCAAAAGGAGCUCCUAAGCAUCCAUACAACGAUGGCUUGCCGAAAAAGGAAGUGAAUGACAGCACUGGUGCCUUUGAUUACAGUGGUGGAUACGCAGUUUCGGCGAAGAUUGAACCCAAGUAGUAGCAAAGGCCUGCAGCAGAGUUAAUUUCUUCUUUUGUAAUUGUACCUUCUCUUCUCUAUCCAUAUAUGUAAGUAGAUACAGGAAAAGAAUAUAUAGUGGUCUGUCAUUUCAAUUGCCAAAUAGAAAUUUAGUGUGUUAUGUUACAAUGUUCCUAUGGGCUUCAAACUCGAAUGCUACAAAGUUUUUCUUAUUUUUAAUUUUAUUUUUUGGAUUGGGUGCAAGGAAGUUCUAGUAAGACCUAAAAGAAGGCAUCGAAAUUUUACUACUUUGAGUUUUGUACCAUGAUCA